AUGAAGGAAUCUGAUCCAAAAAAGAAGGCUGCAGCUUUGAUUCUUGGUGCUGGUCGAGUCUGUCAGCCAGCGGCCCAAAUGUUAUCGUCAUUUGGAUCCAGCCAGUGGUAUAAAACAUUGUUGGGAGAUGAUUUUGAGGAUCAAAUUCAUCUUGAUGUCAUCGUAGGAUCUUUGUACCUGAAAGACGCAGAGCAGACUGUUGAAGGAAUUCCAAAUGUAACUGGAAUUCAGCUUGAUGUCAUGGAUAGUGUCGGCCUUUUUAAGCACGUUUCACAGGUGGACAUUGUUAUAAGUUUGUUGCCCCCUAGUUGUCACGUUAUCGUAGCAAACGCUUGCAUUGAGUUGAAAAAACAUCUUGUCACUGCUAGCUAUGUUGAUAGCUCCAUGUCAAAUCUAAAUGAUAAAGCUAAAGUUGCUGGUAUAACAAUUCUUGGCGAGAUGGGCUUGGACCCAGGGAUCGACCACAUGAUGGCAAUGAAGAUGAUCGACGAGGCACAUAUGCAGAAGGGGAAAAUAAAGUCUUUCACUUCUUACUGUGGUGGACUUCCAUCUCCUGAAGCUGCUAACAAUCCAUUGGCAUAUAAAUUCAGCUGGAAUCCUGUAGGGGCCAUCCGAGCUGGGCGCAAUCCUGCCACAUACAAAAACCAUGGUGAAACUGUACAUAUUGAUGGGAACAAUCUUUAUGAUUCUGCUACAAAACUAAGGAUUCCGGACUUUCCUGCUUUUGCUUUGGAAUGUCUUCCUAACCGCAAUUCUUUACUCUAUGGAGAUUUAUAUGGAAUAGGAUCUGAAGCAUCAACUAUCUUUCGUGGAACCCUCCGUUACGAAGGGUUUGGCGAAAUCAUGGGGACACUCUCUAGGAUUGGCUUAUUCGACAAUGAAGCUCAUCCGAUUCUGAAGAAUGAGGAGAGACCAACCUUUAGAAAAUUCACGUUUGGCCUGCUGAAAAUCGAUAAUGCAGAUCCAAAUGGAGCGUUGAUAGGAGAGGAGGACAUCACAAAAAGAAUACUAACAUUAGGACAUUGCAAAGAUCAAAGAUCUGCAACGAUGACAGCAAAAACAAUCAUAUUUUUAGGAUUUUUCGAUCAAACAGAAAUCCCGACAUCCUGCCAAAGUGCUUUUGACGUUGCAUGUUUCCGCAUGGAGGAGAGAUUAUCCUACUCCAGCACAGAAAAGGAUAUGGUUCUUCUGCACCAUGAAGUCGAGAUAGAAUUUCCGGACAGACAAGUUACAGAGAAGCGUAGAGCUACUUUGCUUGAAUUUGGGAAGACUUGUGAUGGAAAAACCACUACUUCCAUGGCCCUUACUGUUGGUAUUCCAGCUGCAGUUGGAGCUCUGCUCUUACUGGCAAAUAAAGUUCAGACAAGAGGUGUCUUAAGACCUAUCAUACCUGAAGUAUACACUCCAGCUUUGGAUAUCAUACAAGCUUAUGGCAUCAAGUUGAUAGAGAAGAAUGAGUAA
This is a messenger RNA of Vicia faba (fava bean), 1461 nucleotides long. The record is from the annotation of a GenBank genome assembly. Lineage: Eukaryota; Viridiplantae; Streptophyta; Magnoliopsida; Fabales; Fabaceae.